Messenger RNA from Eutrema salsugineum, 632 nucleotides. RefSeq lists its product as uncharacterized. Bases 57 to 407 code for a protein of 116 amino acids. The transcript is spliced from 2 exons. NCBI's taxonomy places the organism in Eukaryota, Viridiplantae, Streptophyta, Magnoliopsida, Brassicales, Brassicaceae. The record is from RefSeq and is a predicted model, not a curated record.
AUUAGGGUUCAUAGCAUUGUGGAACUCGGAAGCCGGAACUCAGAGCAACAAUAGAUAUGGACGUUCCGCCAAAACCAUUUAAUACGAAAAACGCACCUAAACGGUAUCAGAUUUGUUGCGGUGUUUCUCAUAAAAGUUCGGAUUACUCUUUCCUUCGAAUGAGGGAUGAUCGGGAUUUCAAGCCUAGUAGCUGGACGUCAAGCAUCGAUAACGAUCUCGCAUCAAGUUCAAAGUUGCGAAUCCCCAACAAGCGCAAAGCUAUGAAGAAUAAGAGGAAGAAUAAGAAGUUGGCCAAGAUCACAAAGAAGGAGAUGAAGAAAAGGGAGAAUAAGUUGGUCGAGGUCAAAGAGAAGAAGAAGAAGAAGAAUAAGAAGUUGGUCGAGGUUAACCCCAAUGCCACCACCUAAAGCUAAGCCGCUGUCUUAUGGAAAUACAAGUUCUCCAAUAAGUUUCAACUUUUAAGUUUUGUAAUAUAUAUUAUUAAUUAAGUGAUGUUUUCUAAGUUAUAUCUUUAGCUUGCGAUACUAUGAUGAUUAAAUCUUUGUCUCCUUCGGUAAUAGCUGGACAUAAGAUGUUGCUUCGAUUUUUCCUGGUUAGUUUAAUGUUAGUGGAGGACACAAUUUUCAUUGAUU